UGAUGGUCGGACUUCAGGGAAGAUUGUCGACAGAAGAAAACGGCUUUAGCACUUCAUAAGAAAAAGGAAAGGGAAAGGAUGCUGCAUUGAGGUCCAGUGAAACAAAUCUCUAACAUAAGACUGAGUUAAGUAGCUGGUAGAGAUGACUCAAACGCUCCUGACAGAUUCACAGGACACAAGAAGAUCGUGUCAGUCAGUGUUCAUCAGAUGGGACAAAGAAGAACAAGAGGAGAGGAGGUGACACAUGCUGGCUGUUUUGUCACAACAGAACAUGUGUGAUUGUGUCUGAAGAAUUAGGAUUUCAUAAGUGACCAAAGGAGGACAUGAUCCUGGAUCCACUGCAUGAACUCCAGGAAUAGUUUCAUCUCAGGAAAGCAAGUGGAAAAACCUUCAGUCUGACUUUAAGUCUCUCCUCUCCACAAUGACCAGUCGAGUAAACUGUUUCCAGGGACAAAGCUUUCACAAGCUGAGGCGGGACUGCUUGCGUCGAGGUGCCCUCUUCAAAGAUCCCCUGUUCCCCACAACUGCCCAGUCCCUCUUCUACAAGAGGGAGACCCCGCCGGGACUGACCUGGAAGAGGCCGAGCGAGAUAUGUAAGGACCCCCGUCUGUUUGUUGAUGGCAUCAGCACUCGUGACUUGCACCAAGGCAGUCUGGGUAACUGCUGGAUGGUGGCUGCUAUUUCCUGCUUAGCAUCUCAGCCGUCUCUGUGGAAGAAGGUGAUCCCCAACCAUGUGGACCAGGAGUGGAAUCCAAAGCAUCCUGACCUGUACGCAGGUAUCUUCCAUUUCCGGUUCUGGCGUCUUGGUCGUUGGAUGGACGUUGUUGUGGACGACCGUCUGCCGGUCAGCAGUGAUGGGGUGCUGCUCUUCUGCCGCUCAGCCACGCCACGAGAGUUUUGGAGCGCCCUGCUGGAGAAGGCCUAUGCCAAGCUGAACGGCUGCUAUGAGGCCCUGGAGGGAGGAAACACUGCAGAGGCACUGAUCGACUUCACUGGUGGGGUUUCGGAGCCCCUCAGCCUGGAUCAUGAGGCCCUCAGCCUGCACAGCGACCAGAGGAGGGCGUUCUUCCAGACGCUGGCCAGUGCCCACGAACGCAAAGCCCUCAUCACCUGCUCCAUACGACCAGCAGAGGGGGAGACAGUGGAGUCAGUGUUGGACUGUGGUCUGGUGCGAGGACACGCCUACGGGAUCACAGCAGUGAGGAAGUUGAGGCUAGGGGAGAAGCUGCAGAAGACCGGUGGAAUGUCCCGACUCCUCAUGGUGCGCAUGAGGAACCCGUGGGGGACCACAGACUGGACGGGAGCCUGGAGUCAGGGGUCACAGCAGUGGCAGCAGAUGGGUCGUGCAGUGAGGGAGAAGAUGGGCCUCAUUGUUCGAGAUGUCGGGGAGUUCUGGAUGGAUUUCGAGGAUUUCUGUCACUACUUCACAGAUGUGGUGGUGUGCCGGCUGGUGGAAAAGGCUCUGCUGUGGCCGAGUUCUCACUGGAGGGAAGUGCGCUGCUAUGGGGAGUGGGCUCCGGCUCCGGCUUCCCUGGGAAAACCCCCAUCUACUAUUGUCCACGGCAACCACGCGCUGAGCUUGGGGAAGAACAACGGAAAACCCGGAGGGACCAAGCAGCGGGGUAACCGGAAGGAGGCCAGACUUGGGGAGAGUCUGCAGAAAGGAAGGAAAGGAGGAAGAAGUGAGCGAGAUAAGACUGUGAAAAAAGCGACAAAGGAAGACAAUGGUGGAGAGGUGGGAGGAUGGGAGGCACAGAUGGAUAAGAGGAGUCGUUGUGGAGGAUGCAUCAACCACAGAGACACUUUCCUGCACAAUCCUCAGUUCAUGUUUGAGGUUAGAGGCAAAGAGGAGGAGGUGCUGAUCUGUCUGCAGCAGGAGGACAGAAGGAUACUAAGGAAAGAUGGAGGCGGAGAAAACCUGCCUAUUGGCUUUGAGGUGCUGAAGGUGGAGGUGAACCGCUGCAGCCGGGUGCAGUGUGUGGUGGAGCAGGCGGCCAGCUCUGUGUACAUGGACUCCCGCAGUGUGACACUCAGGGGGACCCUGGCUCCAGGUCGCUACGUCGUGCUGCCCACCACCUUCCUGCCAGGCGCCACGGGACGCUUCCUUCUACGUCUCUUUUCCCAUUCUCACAUCCAACUCAGGGAAUUGAGGGAGGAUUUGCCGUCUCCCUCUGUGUUUCAGUGUUUUCUACCUCAGCCCACUGUGGUGACCACAGUCCAUCUCCGCAGGGCGUCUGGACUCAGCUCUCCCAAACACACAGCUCCAGAUGUUUACGCCGUAGUGCGCUGUGAGAGUGACACCAUAAGGACGCAGGUUUUCAAGGCGGAGGGGAACCCUGAGUUCAACCUCAGGACCCUCUUCUACAGGAGAUACCCCAGCACUCAUAUCUCUAUUGAGUUAUGGAGUCGAGGUCUUCUGUGGGAUUCGGUGCUCGGCGGGGCUCAAUUCCAGACGGUGGAGUCUGAGAGGAACCGGAGUCAUGUGAUUGAUCUACGAGGUGGCUGCUCCUCCUCAGGAUACCGGAGGUGCAUCUACGUUGAGACGUCCUCCAGUGUCUGCCUCACAGACUUGUGACAGCGUCCUCUUGUUGACGUUAUAACUACAUCAAGCAUGGCAAAGGAGGCACUCUCAGGUGGAAGAUGAAACAGUAGUUUUUAAACCUCCUGUGUUUGACAGUUCCUAAAAACAUAAACGGCAAAGGUGCUGUAGUUGCAUUACAAAUUGUUUUUCAAAUAGGAUUAAGAUUUCCAUGUUACCUUUACCUUCUCAGAAGAUAUCACAGUGUACAGUGUUACAAAAAUAUUAUUAUUGAAAUGACCCUUAAAGAAAUGAAAACAGAUAGGGUGUUUGGUUGAACAAGGGCUUUAUUAAAAUUCACAAACUAUUAUGUCCUGACAAAACUUGAAUCAUUUUUAUUUCAAUUGAAGGAGAUGUAAAAAAAGUCCUUUAUUAAAAAUGAAUGCAGUGUUGAGAUUCUCCACGCAGUUGCAUUUUUUUUCAAUACCAUAGAUAAGCAAAUUCCCGUCUGUUUUCCUACUGUGAAACCACUGCAACCAUAAUAUAUACUACAUUUGAGAAAAUAUUUUCCCAGCAAAGUGACAGUUAGGAUUAGUGAGGUAAUCUGCAGACAGAUAUGCAGGUUG
Messenger RNA from Micropterus dolomieu (smallmouth bass), 3144 nucleotides. Its product is annotated as calpain-5-like. The transcript is spliced from 15 exons. Gene Ontology annotation, cellular component: cytoplasm. Lineage: Eukaryota; Metazoa; Chordata; Actinopteri; Centrarchiformes; Centrarchidae. The record is from RefSeq and is a predicted model, not a curated record. Gene Ontology annotation, molecular function: calcium-dependent cysteine-type endopeptidase activity. Bases 422 to 2575 code for a protein of 717 amino acids. Gene Ontology annotation, biological process: proteolysis.